CUGAUGGAACGAACAAGGCAGCAGAGAGAACCCUGAUGAGUGAGGUUUGUCGCUGCAUCUGGACCGAAAGUUGCGCCAAAUGCGGGGGAGAACAACAAGGUUCCGAACCAGCCAUUCAUCUCCUACCCGUCUUCACCCGAAUAGAACACCCGGUCAUUUUCGCUGCAUCUGGAUCGAAAGUUGUGCCAAAUACAGCUCUGUAAUGACCGCGCGUUCUAUUUGGGCGAAGUAACGCAAGCACAGUUGCCUGCGUUGAGGAGGUGAGGAGCUUGGGAGAGAGGACAGCUUGGGAGAGAGAGAACAGCUUGGGAGAGAAGGCAGCUUGCGUGGGAGAGAGAACAGAUUGGGAGAGAAGGCAGCUUGGGAGAAAGAGGGCAUAGUGCCAGUGCCAGAGUAUUUGGCCAUGCCGCACAAUAAGCGGCCAUUCGUGACGGCCGUUUCAUUGUUGUCGCUCAACGCUGCUCUCUGUUCUUCCGUCGGACCCGUCUAUGACUUCAUAUGCAAUCUCUCUUAUUGGGAACGUCGGAGGGAGCAGAGAAGAAUAGAGAGAAUGAAGGACUUGUCUACGAGGUCGGCGCCAUCUCUACAGAGUAGCAAAGCUUAGCGGACGUGGCACCUUUGACAGCAGCAAGACAUGGUGAUCGCCUCUCUGGAUCCUCGUCUCUUGGUCAGAUGACAAGUCAGAUGGCGCUCGGCGGCGUACAGGCGCGGUUUCGUGCUUGAGAAUCUGGCGUGGUCGAUGGCUGGAUAUAUCAUGUCUGCUGUGUGCACGCUAUGAAUGCAAGUGUACGAAGCAGAACAAGCCAUACCAGCCAGCUGGGAGGAACACAGCCGAUCCACAAGGAAGGAGUACCGCUGGACCACAACGAGUUCCGAAAGAUGCAGAAUGGUUGUCCCACAUGACUCGCCCACAGAAGAACCGACAAUGGAGGAAAACACCCACUUGCGGGUAAUCCCGAUUGGUGAAUGAUCGUUUUCGUAAAUGGGGGCAUGGCAUGGGCCUCCUAAUGCAUAGGUGGAGGCACUGUCCCGCAUACGACGCUAAGAUGGCGGCAAUUAUGAGAGGGGGGGGAUUGGCUUUCCAUCCGCCACUGGCAGGCUGCCAUAUAUCGGCUUCUGUCCCCCGGACAUACCAGGAUCGGAGUCGUGAAAGCCACGAAUUGCGCAGAGCUUUCCUCGGGGCUGAUGAUGGUUCGAUGGAAGGUUCUGCCAUCCACGCCCCUCUCGCUCUGUCAUGCUGUGGCCGGCGUUCCCUCACUGCUGUCGUCGGUAGGGGAUCGAAACCACAGUGCUCUUUUUGUGUGACUGUGCAGUGUUCUUCACUCACCGACUGGGCAUCCAAUGCCAGCAGGGCGGGUUGUGAUGUUGUUUGCGGAGGGUCAGUCGCUCGUCGUGAUUGUCGUUUCCGGAAGCUUUGUGCGAAAGGCAGUGAUUGUGAAAGAAGUGAGACUCUGGCAAAUGUCAUGUCCUGUAAACUUCGGCGUGCACAGAUUAGGUGCAGAUUACAAGCUGCAGCACAUACUAGACAACAGAGGCAGUGCUUGUAUUCAGAGUUUUCGGGUCUGCAGUGCUUGUCAAGCAACUGCUUGGGCGAGAGCAGGAGUUAUCGUGCUUAUUGCUGUCCCAAAUGUCGGAGACCGUGUACACGUAUAGCUUCUGCAUCCAAUUCGCCAUCUCCAUCCUCCUCCUCCUCGUCAUCGGUGCCAUCUUCUUCUUCUUUCUCUUUGUCGGGGUCCUCGUCAUCUUCCUCCUCUGCGUCUGUGGCGUCAUCUCCUGAUGAAAGUCAGCCUGGAGAAGAACCCUCCUCCUCGCCCCAAGCACCAUCGUUCCCUGCCUCCAAUCACUCCUCCUCGCUUCUUGCUGGUGGUGUAUUGUCAUGGUGGCCAUGGAGAAAAAGGCGAUCGGCUCAGAGGGAAGAAUACAUUAACUUUUUUCUCCAGCUUGCGAGGGCACGCACAUUGUUCAGUGAUGCUCUGCAGGCCUUCUUCCGCAGCGAGCUUCGUCGGCGUGCAUUCGUCACGGUUGCACUGAUCGUCCUUAGCAGAGUUGGGCAUUUCAUUCCUGUCCCUGGGUUCGAUCGCCGCCUGAUGCCCCGCGACUUUCUCGAUGUCGUGUCGGGUGUCGUUGAGGAGUUUGGAGACCUUAACUCCUCACUCGUUCUCAACAUCUUCCAGUUGGGAAUGAGCCCGUACAUCAUGUCAUCCAUCGUCAUGCAGGUGCUGUGCCUGGUUGUGCCGUAUUUCGUGCGUGCGAGGAAGGAGGGCCUGGACGGACAGGACACUAUCAAGUGGUACACGGGAAUGAUAGCCAUUGGGAUCGCGGUGGUGCAGAGUCUGGUUGUUGCGGGCAUGUCGGUCCAGUUCUCGCUGUAUGCGCAAUCGCGGCGUUUUUUGUAUUUUUUGGUGACGUGCUCGUACCUUACCCUUGGCGCAUGGCUUCUGCAUAAGAUCAGCGAUCAUAUCACCUUGGCGGGUUUCGGCUCGGGCUCAUCGGUCAUCAUUUCCAUCAGCAUCUUGAGGGGUUACGCCGAUUCGCUGAGCGUCUUGGCGAGGAACAUGCAGCAGAAUGGAGGUAUUACCGAGGGGUCGUCCUUUCUCCUUUUUCUUCUCUUCUUCUUGUUGAUGACGGCGGGGGCGGUUUUCGUUAUCGAGGGGCGAAGGAAGGUGCCCAUGGUGUAUUUUCAAGGCGAGGGUAGGAGUCGGGGACGCUUCUCGCCCUCCUCGAUGCGAUCAGUUGUCGCCGACUCUGAGUCUGAGGCCUACAUCCCUUUCAAUAUCAACCCUGAGGGUAUGCAGCCUGUGCUUCUUGCCACCUACCUUCUUAGCGUUCCCGGGCUUAUCGCAAGCGCCACUAGGAACCCAUCCGCCAUCCUCGUUCGUGACGCUCUCAAUCCGCUCAAAGGUGGCCCUUGGCUGUAUUAUUCCUGCAGUUUCCUCCUCAUAUUUGUGAUGAAUCAGCUCGAUUUCAUGGAUCUGCCAAAGGAAAUGGCGGAGUACCUUACCAAGAUCGGUGCAAGGGUCCCUGGUGUCCGACCAGGGGUCGCCACAAUUAAGCAUCUGGGGUUUGUUCAUGCCAGUGCACGUUUCUGGGGGGGCCUACUACUUGCUCUUCUGACGACCGUUUCCGGCCUCGUUGAUCAGCGCUACCGGGCCAAGUACCCAGGCCUCACCAUCGGGUUUACUUCGAUGCUCAUUAUUGUGGGUUCGAUUAUCCAGACUAAGCGUGCCGUUGUCGCUUAUCAGCAAAUGCCAAAGCUGCAGAAAGUUCUGCGCAAGUAUAGAGUCUGACCUGUUUGUUGUUUUCCAGAAUAUGUACAAGCGCCACGUUGUCUGUCCCGAUUCUUUCGAUGGCAAUGACCUAUAUUAGGUGGCACUUGUACCGAGGCUGGCUUUCCCUUAUGCAUUUGACCGCUAUUACUGCUAGAUUCAGCCCAAAAAGUCCAUGUCUCUGUCUUUGAGCUCGACUCGUUAAGGCCUUUCCCUGUCACUAGGUUUCGCUCUUGCUCAUCGGUUUUGUGGCCGUUGUGCAAGUUUGUAGGGAUUUUUAAAAAAAAAUCCUUUUCCUGGUCAAAAAUGUAAGGGUUCUUGCAAGGAUUUUUUUUCCCUUUUUUCUUUUUUUUUUUUCCAAUUUUCUGGCCCGACUUUGAGAGGAAGUUUCCCCCUCUGCUCACUUUUUGAAAAGAGAGUACCUUUAAGGCUUUAACCUUUGAAAAUUCAAAAUUGGCAGUAAAAAAUAUGAAAAAAAUAAAAAAUGACGGUGUUGUUUGUCGAUCGGCUUACAGUUGCUGUGGUAUUUCUCCGGCGAAAUCAUCUCAUAAACCCCUGCAGGAGCAGAGAGAGUGGAUCUAAAAAGACAUGUUACUCCGAUGGAUCGUUAAUCAAAUGAACCGAACCGA
Messenger RNA from Chara braunii, 3895 nucleotides. The record is from the annotation of a GenBank genome assembly. NCBI's taxonomy places the organism in Eukaryota, Viridiplantae, Streptophyta, Charophyceae, Charales, Characeae.